Messenger RNA from Cervus elaphus (red deer), 3224 nucleotides. RefSeq names its product C-type lectin domain family 2 member L (gene CLEC2L). The record is from RefSeq and is a predicted model, not a curated record. NCBI's taxonomy places the organism in Eukaryota, Metazoa, Chordata, Mammalia, Artiodactyla, Cervidae. The coding region runs from base 312 to 956 and encodes 214 amino acids. The transcript is spliced from 6 exons.
UCGCUCCGGGCCCCCGCCCUGCCCGGGCCCCCGCGCCUCCCCGCGCUCCUCCCCCGCGCCUCGGCUCUGCGCUGAGGUUGCGGCUCCGCCGGGCAGGCGCGCGGGGACCCAGGCGGCGGCGGCGGCGGCCACCGGGUGCAGCGGGUCCGGCGCGGGGAGCCGGGCUCAGCCCCGGCCUGCACCAGCCGCGGCCCUAGCCCACUGAGGCCGGCCUGGGGGGCCCGCAGGGCGCGCGGAGCGCCGAGUGCGCGUGGGGCUGGGCCCCGCACCCCGGCACAGGAGCGCGGGCGCGGCGCGGCGGAGCGCGGGGCAUGGAGCCGGCCCGGGAGCCCCCCGCACGCACCCGGCCGCCGCCGCCUCCCGCCGUUCGCCCUGCGCCAGCCCCUGCCGCCCCCAGGCCGCGCUCGCCCGCCGAGGCGGAGGGCCGCGGUCCAGAGGGGCUGCUGCGGCGAUCCGGGUCGGGCUAUGAGGGCAGCACCAGCUGGAAAGCGGCCUUGGAGGACACCACCACGCGUCUCCUGCUGGGGGCCAUCGCAGUGCUUCUGUUCGCCAUCCUGGUGGUGAUGAGCAUCUUGGCCUCCAAGGGCUGCAUCAAGUGCGAAGCGCCCUGCCCGGAGGACUGGCUGCUAUAUGGAAGGAAAUGCUACUUCUUCUCGGAGGAACCGAGAGACUGGAACACGGGCCGGCAGUACUGCCACAGCCACGAGGCGGCACUUGCUGUGAUCCAGAGUCAGAAAGAGCUGGAAUUCAUGUUCAAGUUCACACGGAGGGAGCCCUGGAUCGGCCUGCGCAGAGUGGGGGACGAAUUCCACUGGGUCAAUGGGGACCCGUUUGACCCGGACACGUUCCCCAUUGCGGGCCCGGGGGAGUGCGUCUUCGUGGAGCCCACCAGGCUGGUGUCGACAGACUGCCUGAUGACCCGGCCCUGGGUGUGCAGCAAGAUGGCCUACACGUGAGGUCCAGCUCGCGCUCCCUGGGACUGCUUCCGGGUCAGCAGCAGCCCUCGGUGACCACGCUCUCCCCCAGCACUUGCGGCACCGAAGACUGAGCCUCUCACAUGGCCGAGAGUGUGGAACUUCUCAUCUGUGACGCAUCUCUUCACUCAUCUGACCGCUCUUGUCUGAUUAUAAGCCUCUGAGUAGCAGGGAUUAUGGCUGUUAUGUGUAGCACACAUAACAUAUGCUCAAAAAAAUUGUUAGUGGUGACAAUAAGAUUGCUGGCGAGUGUCAUCUCUUCCCCCGUUGCCAUUGGGACAGACAGCAGUGGCCGGCUGUCUGUCAGAGACUUGUCUUUUAGGCUUUGGUGGGCGUGGCAUGACUUUAGAGGUCCGGCCAGGAUGAGAUCUUUCAUUUGUUUUGCCUCAGUUAAGUGAGCUCACUCACAUUCCCUAAGCACGUACAUACUGGGCGGCCUGAGGGGGGUGGCCUGGAGCACGUGAGCGAGAGGGAGAAGUCCCUCCACCUCUAAGAUGUUCUUUGCAUCGUCCACAGAGGACCAAGAGACCAGGCCCAGGGAGGGCUUCCAGCAGUGACUGGGGUUGGCUGCCGAAGAUUCCUGUGAUCUCCAGGAUAUUUAUGCUAAUGUCGCUCUGUUCUGUGUGUGAAAGACCACUUGGUUUUCAGAAAUGUCCACUGUCAGCUGUGUACUUACACCAGGAGGGGGUGAAGAACUUCAAACUGGGAGCAAGUACGAGGUUCACACAGGGGGGCAUCCGGCAAACUUCCUGCCAUACCCAUCAGAGAUACACUCUCAGCCUGGAAGGGACGUGCUUCCUCUUGGCUCUGGAGACCUGCUGGAGUCUAGUAUGGGACUGUCUCUACCGAUGAGCAGGCGUGCAGCUCAGACUGCUGUGCUCAACCUCCCAGACCCCAGGCUUUAUUUACUUCUAAUAAAGUAGAAAUCGUGCCUGCCUGGCCUACCUCACAGGAUUAUGAGAACUGUAGAUGUUAGAAUUCCAGGGAUAAAAAAUGAUUGACCCUAUUCUCACUAUCCAUGAGGCCCAGAGAGGGUUAAAUAACAUGUCCAAGGUUGUGCAUCUAGUGGCAGAGCUAGACUUCAGGUCUUGUGGCUCCUCUCUUGCUUGUUGAUCCUCUUAUUGCACGUAUCAUGCUUUAUUUGUUCACUUGUUCACCAUCCAUGCAGAAGUGUAAGCCCCUAGAGGGUGGGGAUCCACUCUCAUGCUCCUUUGUUUCUCUAGAGCCUGGUGCAUACUAAAGGAGCUCAAUAAAUGUAUGCUGAACUGAUCUUGACUCCUAGUUCACCUGCUCCUUCCCUCUAUACCAUGCCGUCUCUUAUCUCGGAAAUCUGCACUGCUAGUCCAGCUACCCACAGAAAGUAUGAAAACUUGCAGAUGUUUUAGAGAAAGAGAUAAGAUGCUCAACCACCUUGCAAUGUUGAUUAGCAUCUUUUAAAGCACAGAAUCCAUUUGAACAAAGACAUACACAUCUAAGACAAAAUUAGAAUAAUAACAAUGAACACUAAUUAAGAGCUUAUAAUAAGGCCAGGCAUUGUGCGAAGCACUUCACACACAUAGUAAGUGCUUAAUGAAAAGUUAUUAUCUUUUUUUACUAUGAUGUAAGUUGAGUAGGGGAUUGGAAUAUGCUAGCUUCUGUAAUACCUGCAUUUCAGAGGCUUACCCGAGUAAAGAUUCCUUUGUGGCUCACACCGCAGACUAAUGCAGGUCAACCAUAUGGAAAAGCGUUGCUGCAUCCAGGGCCUUGGAACAUAGAGGCUCACACAGAAUGUGUUUUGGGGAUGUGGUAGAUGAGGCUACCAGGUACCAAUUUUCCCUUUCCUUUCCUUCUGGGUAUGUAGAAGGACUGUAUUUCUGGGCCUGUUUGAAGGUGGGUGUCAGGUGACACCAGAGCUUUAGCCAUGGCAAGGUGACAUGUCAUUUCCUGGUGGAAACAUUUAAGAACCAGUGUACACCCCUCCAUAUUCUAUACUGCCCCCUCCUCCACUGCCAGUCAUAAUUUUUCUAUUUGGAGGCUUCCUAAGACUGAAGCAUGCUGAAAUGAUAAGUCAGUAUGUGGAGAAUGGGUUCCCUGGAGGGUGUCUGAAUCUGCAGCAGACUGUGUAAGUGAGAAAGCCUCUGAGAUUUUGGGUUUGUUGUGAUCAUAGCAUAUCUUACCCUAGACUAGACAGGGGCCUGGAGGUGGCACACGUUCCAUCCACAGUUCAUUGACCAGGAAGGUUGUGGGAGGCUGAGAAAUAUCUUUCAGCUG